ACCGUGCCUAGCAGCAUUGCCGUGCCUAGCAGUGUUGUCGUGUCUCGCAGUGUCGUCGCGGCGGAAAAACGAAAAUGGCAGGGGAAAGAAGCGUCGGGAGGAGAUGUUGCUUUCUCCUCUUGGGAUCUCUCUCUGUAUUCGUCAUACUCCUUAUGUCUUCGUCUUUGCCAAGACCCGACUUGUCUCGGCUGUACCAGAGGGUACCUGGUUCACAGCUGCGACAGGAAAGUUCUGAACUUCCCCCGCCGAUCCACGCAGCCGAAGACCGCCACGAGGGCUCCUCGUCCGUGUGGGAGGAGCCAGGAUGCCACCUCCCGAAGCUGGACCCUUGGGACCCGUCGAUCCUGCCCUAUCUCCCCAGAUUCCCCGACUUCCGUUGCGACGGGAUGGGGGAGCCACUCUUCAAGAAAUACGGUCCGGAUCAACUGUCCUUCCAGGGGAAAGAGGAACAAGGACGGUCGAUCGAUUGCUGCUACACUCCUUUCUGGAGGGAGCUGCCGUCUCCUUCAACGUGGAUAGAGUUUUCCGUCAGAUACGAAGAGGAAUGUGUAGCUCUUCCAUUAGAUACGGUGGUAGAGAUUCCUCACGACUUCGUCCGCGUGGUAUGUGGAGUCAAGAACAAGCCGAAAGACCAUCCUUUGUAUGAAGAGUUCUUUGCCUUUGUCCCACGAAGCAUCGCCAACGGACAAGGACGCCAGGUAGCACAGAUCAGAUCGAGAAAAGAACGAGUAGUGACCCGACCGACAGCAGGACAGAAUAAUGACCAACCGAGAGAAGAAGAGGAAGAGCAAUCGAGAGAAGAAGAGGAAGAGCAUUCGAGAGAAGAAGAGGAAGAGCAACCGAGAGAAGAAGAGGAAGAAGAACCAAAUACCAGCUCAACCAACUGGUUGAGCGUCUUAAUCCUGGGCCUGGAUGCGAUUUCUCGAAACAAUGCGAUACGACACCUACCCAAGACACGUCGAGUCCUUCAGGAGAUGGGUGCCGUGGAUUUCCCCAUGUACCACAAGGUUGGCGAUAAUACAUUCCCCAAUCUCAUACCUUUCCUCACUGGAUCAUACCCAGAAACUCUGCCAGAGGACUGCUAUAACGUCACGGGUGAUGGAUAUUUCGAUUCCUGUCCCUUAAUUUGGAAAGAAUUUCAGAAUCAGAGUUUCGUGACGGCCUUUGUGGAAGAUUCCAUCAGCAUCGGUACUUUCAACUACAUGAAAAAAGGUUUUUACAAUCAACCAACAGAUAUUUACGGCUCUCCAUAUUUCUACGAGGCAGAAAAAAAUACUGGGAAACAACUGGGAUACGGGCUACAAAACGUGAAAGAAUGCUUGGGCCCUCGUCUUCAGGCUCAAGUCCUCCUGGAUUAUGCCUUCGAUGUUGCAGAAGUAUUAGCGAAGGAUGCGUAUUUCGCUUUUUUCUGGAGCAACAGCUUGACUCACGAUUUCGUGGAAGCACCUGCUUUGAUAGACGACCCCUUGUAUAAAUUCUUGACGGAAGGGAACAAAAAGAACCUAUUCAACAACACUGUAUUGAUUUUUAUGAGCGACCACGGGAUCCGAUGGGGUGAUUUGCGCAACACGGAUGUCGGGAAGUUGGAGGACAGGCUUCCAUUUGCUUUCGUUUAUGUUCCACCGUGGUUCCGUCAUCGGUACAGAAAAGAGUGGAACGCGUUGCAAGGAAACACUCAGGUCCUUGUGACCCCGUUCGACCUCCAUGCCACCAUGCACGCCCUCACGAAUUUUCCGCUCGGACUCCGUCAACCGUAUAACGAGACUCGUAAUGGGAAGAACCUGUUCCUGCCGAUUUCGAAGACUAGAACGUGCGAAGAUGCCGGAAUAUCCCCCCAUUGGUGUUCGUGCUGGUCUUCGGUUCCCGUGAACUUGACUAUGGACUUCGUGCAAGAGAUCGGCCGGGUCCUGAUCUAUCACGUCAAUUCCAUAGUCGAGAAUCACCGCCAAUGCGCCAAGUUGAGGCUGGCAUCCGUGGACAGGGCUUCCAUGCACGUAAACAACUUGAUGGAAUAUUCUUCUCCAGAGGAGUCCUCGAAGGAAUUGACGGUCGCGUUCAAGACGUUGCCCGGUCCCGGCCACUUCGAAGCCACCGUGAAGCAACAGCCGUCGAAGAACAAUAUCUACGAGGUGCUGGACAUCAAUCGGAUAAAUCUGUACGGAUCUCAAAGCUACUGUGUCCAGGACACCCGGCUCAAACUAUUCUGCUACUGUCGAGAACUUUAA
This is a messenger RNA of Darwinula stevensoni, 2225 nucleotides long. Lineage: Eukaryota; Metazoa; Arthropoda; Ostracoda; Podocopida; Darwinulidae. The record is from the annotation of a GenBank genome assembly.